ACCGUCGUGGUCGUCAUCCCAAUCGGCAUCGGGCACUACCAACACGCCAGCACCACGAACACUGCCAACCUGAGGACAUUAGCGCCGCGGGGAGAAUUGGUGCGAGCGGUGCGAUCGGUGCGAGCGGUGCGAGCGGUGCGAGCCACCCAUCGGACGAUCGCGGAGACCAAGAAGACAGAGGCGCAAGCAUUAUCAUCAGAGCCCAGCAGCAUCGUACUUGGCACUGGUCACGUAUGUAGAAUGGCGAACGUACGCCAGCGCCUGUCUUCUGCUCGACUGCCGUCCGAACGCAAUAGAUAGUUCGUGAUAUCUGCUUCGUAAUUUCAUAGAUGACACGCCACAUUAGUAAAGGUAUGAUCGUGCACCUAUGUGAGAGUUCUAGUUUUCAAACGGUGAAUACAGUGAAUACAGUGAAUAGAGUGAAAUAGUGAAAUAGUGAAUUACGAAAUAAUUAUAUAGUGAAUUAAUUCGACUCCGGAUAAUUACUGGAGAAUAUAGUAAAAGCGCAAAGAAAGGAGAAGGAAAAAAAGGGAAGAUGCGAGCUUGCUUCCGGAGCUGAAGCCGUCGCGCAGACUUGCCAAGUCGGAAGCUCCGCGCCCGAGGGCUAUUGACAAAAAGUAAGGAAUACAACACAACCCCGCCGCCUCCUCGUACGUUGCCUUCUCGACCUGCGUUGCUCUCGACCCGCGAAACGCGGGACGCGCAGAUUUUUCGACAAAACAGAAUUCAAAAGAGUCCGGGAAAAGCGUGAGAAAGGGCAGGGAAGAAGCCGGAAGAGAAGAGAAGAAGAGCAAGAAUUUUUUGGAAUAUACCAAGUAGAGAGAGAGAAAGAGAGAGAGAGAGAGAGAGAGAGAGAGAGAGAGAGAGAGAGAGAGAGAGAGAGAGAGAGUGACGAGUAGGGAGAUAUAGAAGGUGUGCGUGUGCGUGUGCGUCUGCCUGCGUGUACGUUUGUACGAGUGCGCGGGUGCGAGAGCUAGAGAGCUAGAGAGAGAGAGAGAGACAGUCGUGCGCGAAGGACAAGAAUAACGAAAAGAGGAGCGAAGAGGAGAGGAGAGGAGAGGUUAAAAGUAAAAAUGAUGUUGUCGAGAAUCAUUUCGGCCGUCCUACCACUACGGGCAAUUGCGUUCUUCACGAUCUUCACGAUCUUGACGAUCUUCACGCUAGAGGAUUUAGUCGCUGCAGACAGCACAGCCGAUUCCACGACUCGUCCACCCCCGUGUGUUAGCGACGUGUAUUGCCAUGGGGAGCUGCUGCACACGAUACAGAUGGCCUCGAUCUACACCGACUCGAAGACCUUCGUCGACAUGAAGAUGAAGAAUCCGCCGAACGAGACGCUGUCCCUCUUUCGGGAAUUCAUGCGACUAACGAACAACACGCCGACCCAGGCGGACGUGCGCGCCUUCGUCAACGAAACCUUCGACCCGGCCGGCUCGGAGUUCGAGGACUGGGAGCCGGCUGACUGGAAGACUCAUCCGCAGUUUCUUCAAAGGAUCCACGACCCCGAGCUCAGAAAGUUCGCUUCGGAUCUGAAUCAGAUCUGGAAGCUCCUCGGGCGAAAGAUGAAGGACGACGUUCUUCUGAACGAGGAGCUCUACUCGAUCAUCUACGUGCCGAAUCCGGUUAUCGUACCGGGCGGUCGUUUCCGGGAGUUCUACUACUGGGACUCCUACUGGAUCAUCAAGGGGCUGCUACUCUCGGAAAUGAAACUGACCGUCAAAGGCAUGCUAUCGAACUUCGUUUCGAUCGUCAAAAAGAUCGGCUAUAUUCCGAACGGCGGUCGCAUCUACUACACGAUGAGGUCGCAUCCGCCGCUGCUGAUUCCCAUGGUCGAGGAGUACUUGAAGGCAACCGAUGACGUCAAGUGGCUCAGGGAGAACCUCUGGCUCCUCGAGAAGGAGUUUGACUUUUGGAUGACCAAUCGGACCGUCGAUAUCGAAAAGGACGGGGUCAACUACACCCUGGUUCGCUACUACGAAGAGUCCACUGGACCCAGACCCGAAUCCUACAGAGAGGAUUACCUCACGAGCCAGAGCUUUCGCACGAGCGAGGAAAAGGACAAUUAUUAUACCGAGCUGAAGACUGCCGCAGAAUCCGGCUGGGACUUUUCCAGCCGCUGGUUCAUUCUGGACGGCACCAACAAAGGCAACCUGACCAACCUCAAGACCAGGUACAUCGUGCCGGUGGAUCUGAACGCGAUAAUCUAUCGCAACGCGCGGCUUCUCGGCGAGUUCAACGAGAAGCUGGGAAAUUCAACUAAGGCGGCCGAAUACUUCAAACGGGCCGAGCAAUGGCAGGAAGCGGUUACGGCCAUUCUGUGGCACGACGAGGUCGGCGCCUGGCUCGACUACGAUUUACUGAACGAGAUCAAAAGGGACUACUUCUACCCGACAAACAUUCUGCCUCUUUGGACGGGCUGCUACGAUACGGGAAAGCGCGAGGAACACGUCAUGAAGGUCCUCAAGUAUCUCGAGAAGAGUCAGAUAAUGAUUAAUCUCGGCGGGAUACCUACGACUCUCGAACACUCUGGAGAGCAAUGGGAUUAUCCAAAUGCCUGGCCGCCUCUGCAAUACUUUGUCAUUAUGGCUCUAGAUCGGACCGAGGACCCGUGGGCCCAGAGGCUGGCUUACGAGAUCAGUCAAAGAUGGGUGCGCAGCAACUACAAGGCUUUCAACGAGACCCACAGCAUGUUCGAGAAGUACGACGCCACAGUGUGCGGGGGUUACGGCGGUGGUGGCGAGUACGAGGUUCAGCUGGGAUUCGGCUGGUCAAACGGUGUUGUCAUGGACUUGCUCAAUAAGUAUGCCGACAGACUCACUGCCGAGGAUCACUUUGUCCAGGAGGAUUACGUCAAGAGUGCCGCUCAACAUCAGCAACUCGUCAUCUCCACAGCAGGGCAACUCAUGACAGGAGUUCUCGCUCUCAUCAUAUCCCUCGCAGCAGGAUUCAUAGGGAUGGUGAUGUACAAAAGGCGUCACUAUUACGUGCCUGGACCAUCGACCAUGCCGAAUAAACGGAAAUCGGGAACGGAAGGAAGCCUCUACCGGAAACGGAUAGCCUAUACCGAGCUGAAGGACAUGAACAACGAUUGACAUUCGCCCAAGUCUUAGCAGAAGUUGCUGAUAACGAAUUGGCAGGAUAAUUAUUUCGGAGGAGUUGGCAAGAGCCAUUAUCGUUACUUUGAUAAUCGUCCGAAGGAGCUUUGACGCGGGGAGACGACGACGUCGCGGUUGGGCGAUGAGGGACAAGAGGAAGUUGGUGCCCAGGUCACGCCGUCCUCGGCGCGAUCGAAGCUUCGCUUUUUGGAGAAGUUCGCUCGGAUAGCCGUUGCCAUCGUCAUCAGCAUCCUCAUCACUAUGUUAUCGCGAUCGAAGCGCCUUCUGGCACUUUUCUCGGGCCGCACCUACUACGAAACUCAUGUGCUCACCCUCAACUUUAUUUAUUCUUUUUUUUAAAUAAUUUAUUGCAAAGCUCGACAAGCGAAUGCGAUGCGUUAUGUUUCUCUUUGUCUAGUUCAUUAUUUUGACGUCGACUAAACGGGACUGACUAGCUUUUCGUUUGUUAUUUCGUCACCGGGCCGAAUUGUAGAACAUUAAUUUUGGCCUCGUCGUGAAAUGAGCGCAGUGUAAACGUGAAAACCCAGUAGUAUUCUCUCGAGUGCUUUGCUCUUUGGUCUCAUGGGGGCGAAAGGAAUUUUGGGUGCCCUUAGGAUGCCCCAUUAUUCCUUAAUAUUAUGGACACACGCGCAUGCUGUCAUAUUCAGCCUCUUCGAGCCUUUACUUUAUUACUCUGAAAUGACAAUUAGCCCAGUUCGGUCCGACGGAGCUAAUUCUUCGUCCAAGAUACUUUUGUAUUUCGUAUCCACCCAUUUUCAUGUGCCACUUCGUGUUCGACGUUGCCAUUCUGCGAUCGUGCUCGCGUUAACGGCCAAAGACCAUGGCUCUGCGACAGCGUCCUCAAGGUCAGACCUACGAUUUUCAUUGGCUGCGAUCAGAUGAUACUACAGCGCCUCUUCAGGGCCGGCCUUACGGGACUUUUGUUUUGACGGCUAAGUGGGCGCAGUGGGCGUUAGAGGGCACGGGAGAUACGCAGGGAACCAGCAUAGAAGUUCAUACAGGAAGAGGGGAUUGAAAUUCCGUACACUAGCUCGUUUCAAAAAUCAGAAAUAAAAUACACGGGAGUCUGGCUUUUCUUACCAAUGUCUCCUCGAUGUGGUUUCCCUUUUUAUCCGGGUACCCCAGAGAAUGUUUUCAUGAAAUUUCAAACUUUUUAUAUUGCUGUAUUCUCGUUUUCCCGGCCUUCUUUCUUUCCUCUUCAUCUCAUCAUCUCAGAUCACACGAGACGCUCUGUCGCAACGGAAGAACCGUUCGUAGAAGUUUUGGCAAAUCGUCGUUACAUAUUUUUAGAGAAUUUGUUAUCACAGCAGCCGUAUCCUCCUUAGCACUAUGUGCAAUUGUACAUAAAUAUAUAUAUAUACAUACGUGUGACUUAGAGAGACGGCAGGAAGCACAUAUAAAUUAGUUAGUAAUUAACGAAUACAUUAUAAUGUAAUAUCGUACCGUCAAUACUGUAGAUAGAUAUAAUAUAAAGAUAAUCGAACGAUAUCUGUCUGAUAUUUGUCUAAUCAAACUCGUAGAAAAAUCGAGUCGCAGCUGAAUACGUAAACGAACGAUUGGCUGUACGAACUCCAGUUUUAAUAUAUGGUACUAUCCUAUAGGAGGUGUAUACAUGCACACGCACGUGGUUAAUUGCCGCGCUCGAGCCACAAGGUGUUCCUGAGUGCACGAACUAUUUUAUAUUAGUGAUUGUCACUUGAAGACAAGUGGAUCUCACUAAAAAGACCGAGAUACUGUGAUACUUGGAAAUAUACGUGAGAGAAUAUUGAGA
Messenger RNA from Cephus cinctus (wheat stem sawfly), 4884 nucleotides. RefSeq names its product trehalase. The record is from RefSeq and is a predicted model, not a curated record. The transcript is spliced from 7 exons. Lineage: Eukaryota; Metazoa; Arthropoda; Insecta; Hymenoptera; Cephidae. Gene Ontology annotation, molecular function: alpha,alpha-trehalase activity. Gene Ontology annotation, biological process: trehalose catabolic process. Bases 1074 to 3089 code for a protein of 671 amino acids.